UGUUGAACUGAAGAGUUUACAAUGGGGACGCGCAGUGGUCAGACAGCGCUUUUGCGCACUUUGAUUUUACUUGUGCAGCUCCACGGCGGUUUCGGAUGGAGCUGGUCGGAUCAGCCGGUUUAUAACCCAGUGCUGAUUACCGCGCCGAGAGCGGUAUUUCAGGCGAAGCCCACCCCACUCGCCGUGCAGAAAGCUGACCUGUCGCUGUUGGAUUUGGUCACCCUGGACUGCAGGAAAGACGCCAUGGUCGUGACGGUGAACCGGGUCUUGUUUGGGAUCGGUUACCUGGUGAACAGCGCCGACUUGAGCGUGGGGUCCACGGGUUGCUCGGCCACCUCCUCCGACAGCGUCGCCAACACGGUUUUGAUCAGCAUCCAGCUCCAGGACUGCGGCAGCACUUUCCAGGUAUUCCCAGACUUCCAGAGCUACACAAACCAUCUCUAUUACAAGCCUGCCAGCGUUGGCAUCAUCACCAGGGUUAAUAUGGCUGAUAUUCUCCUCGAAUGCCGAUACCCGAGAAGGUGGCAUGUCAGCAGCAGCCCCAUAAAACCAACCUAGGUGCCCUUCACGUCAACAGCCUCUACAGAGCAAAUCCUGGACUUCUCCUUGCUGCUCAUGAAUGGUAUGAAGGAAUGGGCUGGGGACGGGGUUUAAUCAGAACCUGGCGCUUGUCUUUGGUCUUAAUGUUCAGUUUCCCUUGUAUUGGAUGCUGAAGUUUAAUCUUCAAAUGGUCUUUAACCUCCCCUCCCAUAAUUUUAUAAUUGAGGGAUGCUGUGUGACUUCCAACCCUAUAGGGCUCGCUGAUAUUUUCAGCUUUUAUCGUAUGUAUUAAUUUUAUGGGCUGAAUAAAUGUGUUUCUUGUAAUCUAUCAAAUGUUAUACUUGAGCAGCAAGACAGCUUCCAAUUCAAGUCACAGCACAUGAAUAUAAAUACACCUGUUGUAAUUACUGUGAAAUAGUAUUUGUUUUAUUGGAGGACAUUUAUCUUCAGAAGUGCCACGAAAUGUAUUGAUACAACAAAACAAAAUUGUUAACGUUUCACUUGUGUGGCGGAUCUGCCCUUGAGAGAAUCAAACUAGGUUUCUGUGUGUUUGUAUAUAGAGUUUUAUACUAUUGGAAAUAUACAGUUGCACAUCACUGCUUGUAUGACUGUGUUUACUAAAAUAAACCGCCUAUCCUUUUAAAAUUAACUCUUUAUGCAACUACCUCUUUUGUUUUUUCUUUACACAAUGCCAUAGGUGUGUGUGUUUUUUCUCCCCAUGCAGUGCAUAUACUGCAGUAUAGCACUCGUGUCUUUACUAUAGUUUUAAAAUAAAGUAACAUGUGUAGGUGAUAUUGCAAGCUUGCCAUUCUUGCAAUUACAUUUAAUGUGUACAAAAAACUUCCCAUUCUACAGUAGUGUUAUUUUAAAAACAAUAUUUGUUGAAAGCCAGUCAUGCUUUACCAGUGUACAAAUGAUUAUCAAAAUGAAACCAUGAUGUAAAGUUAAAAGCAUCGGCAGAUCCUGUUUUAUGCGUCGGUUCAGUGCUGCUUCAUUGGGUUAUGGACGAUAUAAAUUGUUGCAAAAAAUAUCAUGACUUGCCCUUAUCCCGGGGUGUCCAAUCUCUGUCCUGGAGGGCCAUUCUAUUCCAGGUUUAACGUGUAAAAUGAUAUAAGCUACGUCUGCGUGGAGAUUUAAACUAUUUAGAACAGAGCUGGAAUGAAGUCCAGGACUGGAAGGGUCAACGUUGGACACCCCUGCCCUAUCUUCAUUUCAUG
Acipenser ruthenus (sterlet) is the source of this 1757-nucleotide messenger RNA. Its product is annotated as zona pellucida sperm-binding protein 3-like. The record is from RefSeq and is a predicted model, not a curated record. Gene Ontology annotation, molecular function: acrosin binding. Lineage: Eukaryota; Metazoa; Chordata; Actinopteri; Acipenseriformes; Acipenseridae. The coding region runs from base 22 to 558 and encodes 178 amino acids. Gene Ontology annotation, biological process: positive regulation of acrosome reaction; binding of sperm to zona pellucida; egg coat formation. Gene Ontology annotation, cellular component: extracellular matrix. The transcript is spliced from 3 exons.